GGCCCGUUAGCAGGAAACCAAGCAAUCGCCCCGACGCUGGAGAGCCACGCAGUCUGAGUCCCGGCCGUCAUCCCAAAUCUUUGUGUUAAUAAGUGCCCAGCACUGCCCGACAGCUCGAGCCAAACUUCGUCAACCACUAUGCCCAAGACGAUCAAUGUGCGUGUGACCACCAUGGAUGCAGAGCUGGAGUUUGCUAUCCAACCCAACACCACUGGCAAGCAGCUGUUUGACCAGGUAGUCAAAACUAUUGGCUUGAGGGAAGUUUGGUUCUUCGGUCUGCAGUACCAGGACACUAAGGGUUUUUCCACUUGGCUAAAACUCAAUAAGAAGGUGACAGCCCAGGAUGUACGGAAGGAAAGCCCCCUACUAUUCAAGUUCCGGGCCAAAUUUUACCCUGAGGAUGUAGCUGAGGAAUUGAUCCAGGACAUCACUCAGCGGCUGUUCUUCUUACAAGUAAAGGAGGGUAUUCUCAAUGAUGAUAUUUACUGCCCACCUGAGACUGCUGUACUGCUGGCCUCAUAUGCUGUCCAGUCCAACUAUGGCGACUUCAAUAAGGAUGUGCACAAGUCGGGCUACUUGGCUGGUGACAAGUUGCUGCCCCAGAGGGUCCUGGAACAGCACAAACUCAACAAGGACCAAUGGGAGGAGCGGGUCCAGGUUUGGCAUGAGGAGCACCGGAGUAUGCUCAAGGAGGAUGCUGUCCUGGAGUAUCUGAAGAUUUCCCAGGACCUGGAGAUGUAUGGUGUGAACUACUUCAGCAUCAAGAAUAAGAAAGGCUCAGAGCUAUGGCUGGGGGUGGAUGCUUUGGGUCUCAACAUCUAUGAGCAGAACGAUAGACUAACUCCCAAGAUAGGCUUUCCCUGGAGUGAAAUCAGGAACAUCUCUUUCAAUGACAAGAAAUUUGUCAUCAAACCCAUUGACAAAAAAGCUCCGGAUUUUAUCUUCUAUGCUCCCCGGUUGCGGAUUAACAAGCGGAUCUUGGCCCUAUGCAUGGGAAAUCAUGAGCUAUAUAUGCGUCGCCGCAAACCUGACACUAUUGAGGUGCAGCAGAUGAAGGCACAGGCCCGAGAAGAGAAGCACCAGAAGCAGAUGGAGCGUGCUCUGCUGGAAAAUGAGAAGAAGAAGCGGGAGAUGGCAGAGAAGGAGAAGGAGAAGAUUGAACGGGAGAAGGAGGAGCUGAUGGAGAGGCUAAAGCAGAUAGAGGAACAGACUAAAAAGGCUCAGGAAGAAUUGGAAGAACAGACCCGCAGGGCCCUGGAACUUGAGCACGAGAGGAAGCGUGCCAAGAAUGAGGCUGAAAAAUUGGCUAAGGAGCGUCAAGAAGCUGAAGAGGCCAAGAAGGCCCUGUUGCAGGCCUCUCAGGACCAGAAGAAAACCCAGGAGCAGCUGGCCUUGGAAAUGGCUGAGCUCACAACUCGCAUCUCCCAACUGGAGAUGGCCCGCCAGAAGAAGGAGAGUGAGGCUGUGGAGUGGCAACAGAAGGCCCAGAUGGUACAGGAAGACUUAGAAAAGACCCGUGCUGAGCUGAAGACUGCCAUGAGUACACCUCAUGUAGCAGAACCUGCUGAGAAUGAGCAGGAUGACAAUGGGGCAGAGGCCAGUGCUGAUCUUCAGGCUGAUGCCAUGGCCAAGGACCGCAGUGAGGAAGACCGUACCACUGAGGCAGAGAAGAAUGAGCGUGUGCAGAAGCACCUGAAGGCCCUUACUUCAGAGCUGGCCAAUGCCCGUGAUGAGUCUAAGAAGACUGCCAAUGAUAUGAUCCAUGCUGAGAAUAUGCGGUUGGGCCGAGACAAAUACAAGACCCUACGCCAAAUCCGGCAGGGCAACACCAAGCAGCGCAUCGAUGAGUUUGAGUCUAUGUAGUGGGCACCAAGUCUCUUCAGACCAUUCCAGUUCUUCCUUACCCACAUUGCUACACCCUUGCCUAACUCACACUAUGCUGGAUCCACUAACUAGAGCAACCUUGAGUCAUAAUGAACUUCCAGUGCAACCAUGGGACCAAAUCUAAACCCUCAGUCUUCACCCACUUCCUUGGGCACAAAAACGGCCCACUGUGAUAUUAAUGGAACUCAUUUUCCUGUCUUUGUUCCCUUUAAUCUGCUAGAAGUGAUCACUUUCACAAAUCAGAGGUACUUUCCAUUUGAUUUUGAAAACAGCUCCACAUUCUCUGGGAGUUAAAAAUUGGAUUGAUUGAAAACUAGUCCUCCUCCCCUACUCCACUGCUGUAUUCCUUGUCAGGAUCCUGUGAUUUAGGGUGUUGGAAUAUGACAGGAUUUACAGAAGGAGGCAGGGCAUUUGCUCUAGGAUGUCAAAUGACCUAGGAUUUGACUUGCCAAUGUCCAUUCCUUCUAGAAAAAUCUAGACUUUAUAGUGAUUACAGAUUAAAUAAAUGUUCAGCCAUUCCCAGAUUGGGCCUGUUACAAUCUCACGUCCAAUAAGCCUUUUCCUUGAAUUCAGGCACUUGGUUUCUCCCAGGAUUGGGGACAUGGUGCCUCUAAGAGGCUUUGCCAACAUCCUAUAAGGUCAUUGACCAUUCUAUUCAGAUAAAUCUAGGUAAAAGAUUAUGCCCCUGUGCCUUAUGGAAGUUUAGGCUUAUCUCAAGGGAAAGCAGAAGCCUAUAUGAUUCUGGGUCCCUAGGCUGCUGUUUUUCUUCAUUAGAUAUGCCCCUUCUCAAAAAUAAUUAUCACCAAAUCAUCCAGCUAUAACAGUAGGGAUGGGUAUCCAGAGCUCAGAAAACACCAUUUAGGGUUUUUAACUUCUUUUUAUCCUAAAAUAGAGAAAAUGUUCACAUCUGGCUUCAGUAUUAUUCCUGCCAAGUUUCCCAGAUCACUUCUCCCUUCAGAUACUUGGGCCCUAACUCUGCUUUGGUGUCAUCUAGGUGACUUUAUGAUCCCUAGAGUGUGGUUUAAUUGGUAGGUAGGUGAAAGGAAGUAUGGUGAGAAAAACACUUGGCCUUUAUGACACAAUUUGUUUAACCCCCUCAAAUACCCAACACCCACUUUCCAUUCACUCCCUUCCAAGGUAGUUACUGGGCUAUGCCUCUUCAACAAACCUUCUGCCCUUUCAACUAUAAACCAGGGAGCUAUGUAAGGACUCCUGGUGCCUUCCACAUCCUCAUACCUUGCCCUCAACCCAAAAGCAGCCUCCUUCUCUCCUCUGUCUCAAAAAUGCUCUGUUUCUUUCUACCAGUAUUUUAUAUUCCAAUAAUAUCAAGCUCAAUACUGAUUUCUGCUGAUCUUACUAAUGCACCAUUAGAAGAUAUUAGUCUUAAAGCAGGACUAUAUUGGCCUCAUACCCAUAUUACCCUCACACAUAAGAAGUUUAUACUGUAUUAUAUAGUAUGUUUUGACAGGAAAAUUAAUGUAAGAACUUUUCAAUCUUGGUAAUGCCACUUGUCACUAUAGAUCAUGCACUCCAUUCUUAAAGUACUUUGUAUUUUGUUUUUCUUUUCCUGUUUGCCUUUUGUCCAGACUGUGGUCUAUAAGGGGGUAUCCCGUCCCUCCUUAUGGAACACAACUGCCUUGUUUUUUCCCUCCUUGCCUAACCUUGGGGAGUCUUGUGUUGCUGUGAAGUAUAUUGACACUCUCUUUUUGUGAUAUGCCUUAUAUUGGCUAAAUUCAAAUCUAUAGUUCUGGGGUAGCUUAGUCACCUUAGAGGCAAUAACUCACUCCCAGAGAGACAGAGGAGAAAGGGGUUUUGUGAGGAGGAGUUUUGUGUGCAUCUGUGGGGGUGGGGGAGUUUCUAUAUUUUAGAAGGUUUAUGUUCAACCCAUGUCCUUUUUCAGUGCAAAUAAAGUUUAAGAAGACUUCA
This is a messenger RNA of Echinops telfairi (small Madagascar hedgehog), 3810 nucleotides long. It is a transcript of the gene MSN, whose product is annotated as moesin. NCBI's taxonomy places the organism in Eukaryota, Metazoa, Chordata, Mammalia, Afrosoricida, Tenrecidae. The record is from RefSeq and is a predicted model, not a curated record. Gene Ontology annotation, biological process: regulation of cell shape; positive regulation of early endosome to late endosome transport; positive regulation of protein localization to early endosome. Gene Ontology annotation, molecular function: cell adhesion molecule binding; actin binding. Gene Ontology annotation, cellular component: microvillus; cytoskeleton; plasma membrane. The transcript has 13 exons. The coding region runs from base 139 to 1863 and encodes 574 amino acids.